AAGCAUUUAUAUUCAGUAUUAAAAGAAAAAGCAUCUGUAUUUUUUCUUUUUAUACUUGUAUGGUGGGAAAACUGAAAGAGCUGAAAAGGUAGAAAAAAAGCUAUGGGCGGUUUGACGCCUUUUGGGCUGGAAGCAGAGACCACCAUCACCAUUCACCAACCCACAUCUUUCUUUUUUAACAGUUAUCAAUCACUCUUCCAUUUUUAACAUAUACAUGGGACCUCAAUGCCAUUGCCAAAAAUUAUGACAAAAUUCUUUUGUAUUCGUAUUUGUAGAUAGAAAGUCUAGACAACCUAUUUCUGUUUCCUUUUUCUUUUCUUUUCUUUUCUUUCUCUUUUUCUAAUUUUCCAAGAUCGUCUGCUCAAGGACAUCUCUUCUUUUUUCUUUUCUUCCGCAGUUUCUUGGUGGGUUUUUAGAUCUGAAGUGGGUUCAAGAUUCUUUUUCUAUUAGUCUUUCCAUCUAAAUGGGUUCAUCGGGUCGAUUGUUUAAUAGACAAACAACUGUUCAUGAGAUCCUUGGAGGAGGUUUAGUUGCAGAUGUGAUACUGUGGAGGCAAAAGAAUGUUACUGGUGGGAUAUUAUUAGCAGCUUUAGCUUCUUGGGUGGUGUUUGAGAGAUCUGGUUACACUCUGUUGUCACUUUUUUCCAGUGUUGUUCUCCUCCUUGUUGCCAUUCUCUUUCUUUGGGCCAAAUCUGCUGCCAUUCUGAACCGACCUGCUCCACCUUUACCAGAGUUGCAUCUAUCAGAAGAAAUGGCAAAUGAAGUUGCAUCUUUCAUCCGCACUCAUGUAAAUGAUUUCCUCUCAGUUUCCCAAGACAUUGCCCUUGGUAAGGACACAAGGUUGUUCUUCAAAGUAGCUGGGUACCUGCUGCUGAUAUCCAUUGUUGGUGGUUUAACUGAUUUCGUCUCUUUGUGUUACACCAGUCUUGUUAUCACACUCACAAUUCCUGCACUCUAUGAGAGGCAUGAAGAUUUUAUUGAUAAAUAUGUGAAGAUGGGGUACGAGAAAUCACAGCAGUUGUAUGUGAAUUUUGAUGUGGAGUGUAUUGGCAGAAUCAGAAAAUGGAUAUUGGAAAAGCAGAAACUAAGCUGAUUUCUUUUCAUCCACGUAUCUUUUUCUUUCUGUCCUUGGAAUUGGUUUUCUUUGCAAGGUGCCAAGGAGUGCUUGGGGUGAGCAUCAUCUUCUUAUUGAGCUUUUGGGAGUGGGAGAUUUAUCUAUUUCUUUCUUCUUCUUUUCUUUUAUUGGCCUGUUAAAACAAAUUCUUCCAUUUUUGUAUCUUGAUUUUGUUUCCAGUCUUUCGGCAUCGAUAGAGAAAAUGUAUAGCAACUGCCACCACGAAUUAUAGUAAAAAUUCAGAAGAAAACAUUAGCUUUUCUUCUUUGUUUU
Messenger RNA from Ricinus communis (castor bean), 1387 nucleotides. RefSeq names its product reticulon-like protein B12. NCBI's taxonomy places the organism in Eukaryota, Viridiplantae, Streptophyta, Magnoliopsida, Malpighiales, Euphorbiaceae. The record is from RefSeq and is a predicted model, not a curated record. The coding region runs from base 464 to 1093 and encodes 209 amino acids. The transcript is spliced from 4 exons.